Messenger RNA from Gigantopelta aegis, 4430 nucleotides. RefSeq names its product tyrosine-protein phosphatase non-receptor type 7-like. The coding region runs from base 20 to 1987 and encodes 655 amino acids. Gene Ontology annotation, molecular function: protein tyrosine phosphatase activity. The transcript has 15 exons. Gene Ontology annotation, biological process: protein dephosphorylation. The record is from RefSeq and is a predicted model, not a curated record. Lineage: Eukaryota; Metazoa; Mollusca; Gastropoda; Neomphalida; Peltospiridae.
UGGCGGUCUUCAGGAUAAGAUGGAAUCGGUUGUUCCUGCAAAUUUACCAAGUUUCAUUUGUUUAAUCUUUCUAGGGCUAGUAUUUACAGUUGGAAACGGUGGCGCUCGCUCUCUCCACUAUACCACAGCAUCCAAAACCGUGAAUUUACGCAGACCAAACAGUAUACGACAGUUGACCCAACAAAUCCAUCCAUUUCACCUGAAUGAUGACACGGUUUCACGUAUCUCCGACCGAGCCAACGUUGGCCUGCAUAGCAGACAACUUGAUGGUGAUCAUGAUGAAGAGAAGAAAAUGGUUAAAAAAAGAGCGGUGCCGAGAACAAGUUCAAGUCUUGCAAUCACAACAGCCAUUCCAUCAGAGUAUAUCACAGUUGUGACUCUAGGAAUUUCCAUGAAGGCUCCAAACCGCUCGAUAGAUGAUGUAGUGAGUGAGUUAAGAAAUGCCUUUGCAUAUGUCCUGAAGUGGCCAGUGAGGAACAUCAGAGUUGACAAAAUAAGUCUUGCUGGUAAUGUGAUUGGCUUGUACUUCCUGAAGAGUGGAAUGACUGGUAGCAUCAUCCACGCUUCGGACCUGAUCCCAGCUCGGGAUGUACUGCAACCGCAACUCCUCAAGUCAGUGCAGCUGCAGGCACCAGAGCUUAACGUCACAAACAUCAUGGUAGAUCAUGGAAUCUACAUAAAAACCUACACUAUUCCAUUGUGGACACAGCCGUUUUUCCCCUAUGUGACUGCAGCAAUCUGUCUAGUUGUUCUAUUAUUGUUGAUAUUGAUUUUAUAUCUGUGCUGUUGUCGCAUGGAAGAGAAAAUGGCUAAGGAAGAAGAUGAGAUCACAAAUCAGCAGAUAUUUUAUCCCACGCUAAAACCUGAGAUGAUGGACCCGCUGACUGUACAACCAGACAGCAGUCCGGUGUUCAUCGCUCAGAGCUCCAUGCCGGUCGUCCAGACUCAGCCGACGAGGGUCAAGGCUAAAGGUCUUCUUGAGAGCAGACGCGGGUCCAAUGCUUCACUGACCAUUGACCUAAAUCCUUCUCCAGACACACUCUGCUGGACUGGAACUCCACCGAAAGAAACUUCUGGGUUGGAGUUUCUUCUAUCUGCGGGCAAUCGACUGAGCCGAAGGGAUCUUCGUAAUGCAGUAAAGAUGCCGAUUACAUUAUACGAAGAAUUCUGGGAGAUCCCAAUGAACCAUCCAGAAAAGGUGUCCGUCGCAGGGUCAGGAAUGAAAAACAGAUACAAGACCAUUAUUCCAAAUGAACAUUCCCGAGUCAUCUUGCCUGAUGAAGAAAGUGAUCCACUGUCAUCAUAUAUUAAUGCAAAUUAUAUUCGAGGCUAUGAAGGGGAACCGAAUGCGUAUAUUGCCACACAGGGCCCAAUGUCACACACUAUUGUUGACUUCUGGCGUCUCGUGUGGUACGAAAAGUCACCCAUUAUUGUGAUGAUUACCAAAUUAAAGGAGAAAAAUAAGCCCAAAUGUGAAAACUACCUUCCAGAGCGUUACGGUAUAUUUGGUGAUAUUGAAGUGUUUGUUGAAAAAAUUAUUGAGAAAAAUGGAUACAUUCUACGUCAUCUGACACUCCGAUGCCAUGGUGAAUGUCUCGGCAUUCUUCACUUCUGGUACACAUCAUGGCCGGACCACAAACCUCCGGACAAUCCUCGAGUUCUGGUAGAACUUAUCAAAGAGGUUGAUCUGCGCAGAUACAAAAAUAAUGGUGUCACACCAAAGGGUCCAGUCAUAGUCCACUGCAGUGCUGGUAUUGGGCGAACAGGCUGCUUCGUCGGGGCCUCCAUUGGUGUGAGACAGCUGAGAGAAGAACAUUCAGUGGAUGUUCUAGGCAUUGUGUGUAGCAUGAGGUUAGACAGGGGUGGUAUGAUACAGACACAUGAACAGUACGAGUUCAUUCACCAGAUACUGUGCGAGUAUGAACGAGAGCUUGAGGAAGUUUACCCCACAGAAAGUCAGCUCGAUGAUGCAUACCUAACAGACUAGGCUCAUCGGACGUUCUGACAAAGUGGAGAUCUCCAGGAGCUGGACAGGACCUGUGGUGGAACUGAUUAAACAUCAGAAUGGCAAAAGAAGAGUGGAAUGGAAUAUUUACAACAUGGCUCGAAAUGUAAUAGCCUACACCUACUGGUGUGUGGGAACGAGGCAGCUAUAAUAAUGUUAAUUUUAAAAUAUUAUUUUUAUGGAAGCUGAGCUACAACAGUGUGCAGGUUCUGACUUUGUUGAGCAAUUUCCUGAACUUGAGUAGUGGUAUUAGCUUAAUUGAGUGUUAGGGGAAUUUCAUUUUUAAAAAAGAGAACUUAUUGGACCAAAGACAUCACAUGUUUCAUUGUGUAUGUGUUGAACUGUUCUACCGAAUGUCACUUAAUACGCAUUUGAGGUCACACCUGCCUUCUAUGGAGACAAUCGUUAGCUGGACUUAUUUUCACAGUUUGGUGCAUUGGGUAGGUAAAUUGUAUUAUGUAAUGGUAAUUUAAUAAAAGAAUAAAACGUUCUUGAAAUACUUUUCAGAAUCGAGAAAAAUUAAUUUAUUGAGAAUUGUUUAACCAGCAUUUAAGAUAAUAUAUUUUGUUUUUAUCUAGUACAGAGAUAUUAUUGGAUACACUAAUGGUAAGAAUGCUUAAAUACUGGAUAAAAUAAAAAGAACAGUUGAAAUUGUUAUGAAUUCUCACACAAAAUUAAGAUAUAUUCUCUUGAACAAUAAUGACAUUAAAGAAGCUUAUACAGCAUGCAUUUUAUUUCACUGAGGUAAAGGUGAAAUUGGUGUGUCUGUAAUUAAUACAUGACAAAUGACAACUUGCUGAAUAAAAGAUAUGAUUGUGCUGGCGAGUUGUGAAGCAAACAUUCCUUGUUAUAAAUUGUGAACAUUUUCAUCAUAGUAUCACUUGAUCUCAGGAUACUAGUGUUAAAUAAUUGUUUAAUUAGCUUAACCUGCCAGUCUUGUCAUCUUUUCUAAAUAUGACUUGAUGUGUAGCUUAGUGGGUAAACCAUCUGCCUGAGGUACACUAGGUAAUACAAUCAAUUUAUCAGUUGACAGAAUGCACUUUUUUAAAUUCCAGCAGUUCACCACUGUUCGAAUGUUGAAGGCUGUUCUUUGUAACCAGUCUGACUCUUGGCAAAAUGUAUAUAUUAAAAAACCCUGACAGUUAAUCAAAGAGCGUAUGGUAUGUGGUGACAGCAGGUUUCAUCUUGUAUACCAUGUGUUUUAAUGUUUAAUGAGAAUCUGGAAUCAUGAAGAUUAGGUAUCUUUAAAAAAAAAUCCAAUCUUUGUAGCUUAUUGAUUGACUUAUUGAAAUAUCACAGACUAGAAUACGAUCUAACAGUAAUUGGGGGGGGGGGGAUCAUGAUAAAUUAUACUUAUAUGUGUAAUAUGAUUAAUAUUAAACAUCUAUUUAGAGGUAUUGUAUUAUCAGUACACUAAGAGAGAGUAGAAAACAUUCUUGUUGAAGACAGUGUAUUCUUGGGUGGUAAACUAUAAUCUUGGCAAGAUGAUGUGAAAUGUAUAUUUUUUGUAUGACACUGUUUUCUACAAUACUUGUAUGGUCACACAUUUUAAUUUUAAUGUUUACAUGUGCAAUAUGAUUAUUAUCGUUAUUUAUUAUACAAUUUUUGUGUAAUUUGUUGAGCAAAGCAAAAGUCAUUGUAAUGUAAGAAAUGUAACCAUGCAGCAGCAAAAUUGUUUACAUUAUUUUUUAACAUUGGUUUUAAACUGAGCAACAGUAAACAAUUAGGGAUAACUUCUUGCUGCAGUAUUAUAAUCAAGAUUUUUGUUUUCAAUUGGUAAUAUUUGCAUGUUUGUACUCAAAAAACCAAAAUGGACUUAAAACAAAAGGAAUGCUAAACUAUCUACAUUAUAACAAUGUCAUUGAAGUUUUUAAAAAAUAUAUGUAUUAAAGAAAUCUGUUGGACUGGCUAGUCUAGUCCCAACACAUUGAACUGAAAUGACAUCUUGUGUAAAUAAUGUAUGUGUUUUAUUACUUGCUAUCUUACUACGUCACAGUUCUUAAUCUCUACAUGUAUAUCUUACAAUAGUAUACUGAAUUCAAGUUCAUUUCCAUGUACUUUUUCAAGAUAAAUCUAAAUCAUAAUAUGUGUUUAUAUUUUUCUGCCAAAACUGCUAGGUAAUUUUUGUGUUGACAUUAAUAUGUAGGAUAAUAUAAUAAAAAUUAUGAUCACGUUGGAUAAUCAAUUAGCAGGAUAAGUGGUGUGUGCUGUCAUAAUAUCACUGUUAAGUUUAGCUCAUGUGCACAGUGUUAAAGAUAAUUUACUAGCAGUGGAAGUGGUACUUCUGUCAUGUACUGUCCUAUCACAUUAGCUUGAUGCGCAGUCGGUAUGGGAUAGGUGGGCCUAUUGUGCUAUUUCUCGUUCCAACCAGUGCUCCACAACAUGGGUAACAAAGGCUGUGGUAUAUGCUAUCCUGUCUGGGAUG